Molecule: messenger RNA, 831 nt
Organism: Aspergillus melleus
Lineage: Eukaryota; Fungi; Ascomycota; Eurotiomycetes; Eurotiales; Aspergillaceae
Exons: 2
Coding region: 1-831 (276 amino acids)
Source: RefSeq, a predicted model, not a curated record
AUGGUUGUCAACUGGAAAGAUUCACAGUUGACUGAUCGCCUUGUGGCAGCGAUCAUUGCUGCUCAUCCGGAUCUCAAAUUAAAUUACCAAGCAAUAGCCACCUACUUCGGCCAGGGGGCAACAUACGACGCCAUCGAGGGACGAUUCCGACGAUAUCGAAAAAUGUCCGAUGAGCUCAAGAAGGAAGCUUUCGCGCAAGGCAUCACCCAUCCCCCCAAGGGACGAGGAUCGGGCGGAUCGACGCCGCGAACUCCGCGGGUCGCUCGAGGCAUCACCAAGAGCGCGUCUACUGGCAAGGGCCGGAAAGACACCCGCUCGAACUUGACGUCUCCCACCCGACACCCGGUCCAUAGGGGCAUGAGCUCCCUCGAUGCAAUCUGCCUUGACGGCGACACCUCUGAUGACGAGAAAAAAGAUAUCAAGGUCAAGACAGAAAUCAAUUCUGCAUGGACAGAACCCGCAACAUUUCCUCACUUGGGGCAGGGUGGCGCUGCUGUGCUGGGUCAGGGUAGUCUUGAUGUGGAGAUCGUCGACGCGCCCGUCCCUGUCCAGCCUGUCGCGGCCAUGUUCCCUAAGCCCGAGGAACGCGAGAAUGUGACCAGUAACGUCUCGUCCUUCCCAGCCUUUGGAAGCAUCAAAGGAAAGGAACGCGCCGAUUGUGCCUUCCCCAGCGCAACGCCUCCAAUGGGCUUGAGCCGAACUAGCACGGCCCUGGGGCAGACCGACAUGAAUGACGACCCUUUUUACCAGGCCGACCUCUUCUUCCCAACGAACCAUGCCGGCUACCCGACGGAUAGCAUGUACUUUGAUGAGUAUGAUGGCACGGCAUAG